UGUCACACACAAGAGAGCUGAUCAGAGGCUUCUAUUAACUGUUGUCGCUCAUUAAAUCGGAUUAGAGUAGCAUCGAAAGCAUAAGGUCGCUGUUAAGGUCAGCAGAACUACGCGUCACUCGUUGUCGGAACGUGCGCCGCGAAUGAUGGAUUUCACCCAAACAAGGGUGCAUCAGAUCCUCUCGUGGAUCUUAAGACCACUCGUGUUAGAAUCGACGAUCGAGGAUAACGUUAUCGAGACGGAGGAGGAGGAGGAAGAGGAUGCGUGAACGAAAUAUACAUUUUUCUUUUUAAUGCAAGUUCUAAUGAGAACUCGGAAAAUUAGAUCAGAGUUGUAAUCUGAAAUGUGACGCAAUGCAUUUGUGUUACGAAAAACGGUUUCCGGACGUUGUCGGUGCUGGACAUUGAAUACGUCUUUGCUAUCAAGUGCGCGAAGUAUUACGAAAUUGUUGGAUAAAUCCCAAAGUUUCUGAACAAAAAAAUAUAUCGUUCUGAAAAACUGAGCGAAUUUUGUGUGAAAUAAAAUUUAGAUUUUUAUUGGGUAAUUUGAUGGUUUCUCUAGUUAUAUUAAAUAUAGUCAAGUUCAAUCUCCACGAAAAGAAAGAAAAAAAAAAUUACAAAUGGAGUACAUUAAUUAUCUCGUAAGGUCGUUUGAUGACCCGUUAUUUCACGUAUCAAAUGUGCUCGAUAAUUUCGAGCAAAAAUGUGGAAAGUUGAGAUUAGAAUUUCAUCAUGAUGAAAACGUAAAUAAGAUACCGACUGAUGAAAGGCAGAUGAAAGGGAGUUACAAUGAUAAUUGCGACAUCUCUGUGUGGACGAGGAGCUGCGAGAAGGAAGUGAUCGAGCCCAUACGAUCGACCGAAGUCAUCGGUACCAUCCCCAAAUGGCUAAAAGGCACCCUGCUGCGGAACGGUCCAGGCAAUCUGAAAGUGGGCAAAUACCGCUAUCAGCAUCUCUUCGACAGCUCCGCCUUGCUACACAGGUUCGGCAUUGCGGAUGGUGAGGUCACCUAUCAGCGACGAUUCAUUCAGACCGACGUGUACAAGAGAAAUAUGGCGGCCCAAAGGAUAGUCUACAGCGAGUUCGGUACUAACGCAACGCCGGAUCCCUGUCAGACCAUUUUCCAUAGAGUGGCCGCGGUGUUCAAUCCGAACAAAACUCUAUCAGACAAUUCCAUGAUUUCGGUAUAUCCAUUCGGUGACGAAUAUUACACGUUCACGGAAGCGCCAAUAAUGCACAGAAUCGAUCCGAAGGAUUUGAAAACGCUGGGCAAAAUUGAUAUACCCAAGUACGUUAACAUUGUAAAUCACACCUCGCAUCCUCACGUUAUGGCCGACAGCACGGUUUAUAAUGUAGGACAGACCAUAACGCCAAAGGGACCUCAAUACAGCGUCGUGUGCUUCUCUCCUACUCGUACGACUGUUGAUGGUUCUGGAAAGAAGAAGAAACUCUCCAUGUUCGAUCAAGCGAAAAUUGUGGCCAGCGUGCCGAGCAGGUGGCUGCUAAAUCCAUCGUACAUGCACACCUUCGGAAUCACCGAGAAUUUCUUUAUUAUAGUGGAACAACCGCUAUCCAUCUCCUUUGCCAAGAUGGCAACCAGCCUUUUCAAACAAAAGCCGAUGAUGAACUCCUUCAAGUGGCACGAAAAGGAAAGUACUCUCAUUCACGUGAUCUCGAGGGAGACGGGCCGAGUGGCGAAGACGUUCGUCGCGGAGACCUUCUUCUACCUCCACAUCAUCAAUCAGUUCGAGACUCGCGAUAAGGAGUACGUCGUGCUGGACGUGUGCUGCUACCGGAAUCCAAAGAUGUUGGAGUGCAUGUACAUCGACGCGAUGAAAAACAUGCACGGGGACGCGAGUUACUCGAGGCUGUUCCGCGCCAGGCCGCUGCGCUUCGUGCUUCCGAUGAGGAAACCGAGCCCGAACACGCCGAUGGAGCGCAAUCUCAUCACGAUCAAAACGGUGCAUCAGAGUGUAGAGGGUAACGGCGACGAGACGUCUGUCGAUCGUAGACCGAGCUACGAUGCCAAAGGCAACGCGGACGACAUUAGGUACGACGCUAGCGCUAAGUCCUGGCGAGACGAGCACAGAAACGUUCUGCGAAAGAAGCCGGCUGCUCAUCGGCUUCCCAACGGCAACAUUUUUGUAAAACCGGAGCUGCUCUGCGACGUCGGUUGCGAGACCCCGCGAAUAAACACGGACUUCCACCUCGGCAAGGAAUACCGGUAUUUCUACGCGAUCGCCUGCGACAUGGACCUGAACAAUCCCGGAACGCUCAUUAAGGUCGACACCUUCCGAAAGACCAAGAAAGUGUGGCAAGAAAAUGGGGUUUAUCCAAGCGAACCAAUUUUCGUGCCGGAUCCCAAUGGAAAGAACGAGGACGACGGGGUGGUUGUGAGUUCGCUCGUGUGGGCGGAAAACGAGAAUCGAGUCGGUCUGUUGAUCUUGGACGCUGUGACAUUUACGGAAAUCGCAAGAGCUACUUUCGACACACCGGGACCGGUGCCUAAAUGCCUGCACGGUUGGUUCAGUAUGAACAAGUAACCGAAUACCGGAAGAGACCUGUCAAUCGAAUGUACAGCAUCACUGAGCGAAAGACUCGUUUGAAACAAUAGUAUUAAGUUUUAAGGAAGACGGAACUAAUAUUAAAUUCAUCAUUGUUAUGGAAAGGAUUAAGGAAGAAUUGUUAUAGCAUUCAUCAUCGUUACGGAAGGAUUAAGGAUUUGCGACGCGACGAAUUAGUUUUAUCACGAAGAAACUUUUCUCUUUCUGCACCUCUCAUCAUGUUUUUCAAAUAAAUUAUAUAUAAAUAUAUACUAUGUGAUUAUACAUACGUACAUUUAUCAUUUUUCAAUGUAAUGAUUAUCGAGUUUCGAUAGAGAAUCUCAAACCAGCCAGAUGGCAAAAAUAAACGAAAGCUGUCCAGUUUA
Messenger RNA from Solenopsis invicta (red fire ant), 2928 nucleotides. RefSeq names its product carotenoid isomerooxygenase (gene ninaB). Gene Ontology annotation, biological process: carotene catabolic process; retinal metabolic process. The transcript has 10 exons. The record is from RefSeq and is a predicted model, not a curated record. Gene Ontology annotation, molecular function: carotenoid dioxygenase activity; beta-carotene 15,15'-dioxygenase activity. Bases 620 to 2542 code for a protein of 640 amino acids. NCBI's taxonomy places the organism in Eukaryota, Metazoa, Arthropoda, Insecta, Hymenoptera, Formicidae.